UACAAGUAGUAUGGCUCAACGACACGUUCAGUCGGGCUUCGUCUUCGAUACGUUUGACGCGUUCGAUGCGUUUUUAACAACGUGUUAAACGGACUUUCAUUUAUCAAACAUUCAUGACACUGGAGUCGCUCGAUUGAUUUUAGACUCCUCCGAACGAUACGCGCAUCCUGUCGAUUUGCAUAUGCGAAAUCCAGUGUAAAUCCUGACAUUUUGGAACGCACUCUGUCGAGGUGCGGGUUGAGUGUGCGAGGUGAUCGGAGAGUGAGCCGAAGAUCGAAUAGCGCCAGUGAAUCUUCGGCAAAGUGACGCAAAUGGCACACGCUUGAACGAGAGUUCAGUGAGAUACGAUGAUGCGCGGGUCUGAAGGAAACAGGAUGUCUACGAGUUCGCUAGAGACUCGUACGUUUCGUACGGACGCGUGUGCAAGAGAUUCUGUCGCUGACGGGAACGAAGAAGUGGCGCUGAAUGAGUAACUUUCACACGACUUUCCGAUGGAAAGGAAGGACGACGCGUGCGAUCAUCAUUGGAGCCAAGUUUUAAGGAACGUCCCUUUGCACCUUUCUCCGUAUCGCUCAGAAGAGAUGCGCUGUUCACGGAACACCGUUCGUACUUUCCAAUAAUUUUUCGACGUCACCCAAAUUCGGAAGAUUUAUGAGAGAACUGCGAGAGUAAUUUCAACAUUGUAUUUGCAAAUUACAAUUAUUCUAGCGCGCCUAGUCCUUCCGCUUUUACGAUUAUUUGUCUACUAAUACGUGUUUUAAACCCUCACAUAUCAUUAUAAAGCGUUACUUAGCUUUCGACAAUGAGAGAGACGCUACUGGAGCGUUGGUGUAUGUAUUGAAACAAGAUAUCUCUGUUGACUGAACGCUGAUAUAUAUUCUAUGAGGUGCUCCUUUCGCAAUCAUCAUUCGAAAUGGAUAACAUUUGGAGAAGUAUAAGGUUCAAGUACAUCUUCGCUUGCAUCCUGAUCACCUUUGUCACAUCAUGCAUAAUCAGCAUAGCGCCCAUCAGCAUUGACGAGUGCAAGUGUGAAACAAAUGCACAAGCAAAUCAGCAUCUUAAACAAGUGGCUGAUGAGGCUAAUAGACAUAAGAAGACAUCUCAGCAUCGAUUGGCUUUAUUGGUGCCGUUCAGGGAUCGUUUCGAGGAACUGCUGAUGUUUGUGCCGCACAUGCAGAAAUUUCUGGAUAAGCAGGAUAUAAAUUAUCAUAUAUUCAUAUUGAACCAGGUAGAUAGGUAUAGAUUCAAUCGAGCGUCUCUCAUAAACGUAGGCUUCCUUGAGACGGAGAAAGCGUUCGAUUAUAUCGCGAUGCAUGAUGUAGACCUGCUGCCUAUGAACGAUCAGCUAUCCUAUGCCUUCCCAAGUACAGGACCCCAUCAUAUAUCAUCACCGGACCUGCAUCCCCGGUAUCAUUAUUAUACUUUCAUCGGCGGCAUAUUGCUCAUCAAGAGGGAACAUUUCCUGCAAGUGAACGGCAUGUCCAACAAAUACUGGGGCUGGGGUCUUGAGGAUGACGAGUUCUAUGUUAGACUGAAAGAGGCUGGUCUAAGCGUCAGCCGACCGCAAAAUGUGUCGACGGGGACGCAUAAUACAUUUAAGCAUAUACAUGACAGAAAUCAUAGGAAGAGAGAUAUGGUGAAGUGUUACAAUCAGCGAGAAGUUACUAGAAAACGGGACCGUCAGACCGGCUUGAACAAUGUCUCGUAUAAGAUAUUGGACACGAUUAAAAUGACUAUAACAGAUACUCCCUUAACAGUGAUCAACAUUUCUUUGCAAUGUGAUAAAUCGAGUACACCCUGGUGCGAGUGCGAGAAGUUAGUCGGAUCGAAGGACGCGAGGUCGAAGGAGAAAAAGAAGGUUAACGUUGAGUUAUCUAAAUCGUGAAGCUGUCCUUUCCGCGCUGCUUCUAGAGCCCCCUCAGUAUGAAGAUGGCGUAACUUAAGUAGUCUCGACUCGUAAUGCAGAAGUUCUUCCUACAAAAGACAUGCAAAUUCAUACGAAUAAAAAUAUCCAUACGA
Messenger RNA from Dinoponera quadriceps, 2019 nucleotides. It is a transcript of the gene beta4GalT7, whose product is annotated as beta-1,4-galactosyltransferase 7. The transcript has 6 exons. The coding region runs from base 914 to 1885 and encodes 323 amino acids. The record is from RefSeq and is a predicted model, not a curated record. NCBI's taxonomy places the organism in Eukaryota, Metazoa, Arthropoda, Insecta, Hymenoptera, Formicidae. Gene Ontology annotation, biological process: carbohydrate metabolic process; proteoglycan biosynthetic process. Gene Ontology annotation, molecular function: xylosylprotein 4-beta-galactosyltransferase activity.